AUGGGGAGAAAUAUCGGGUCUGUCCGGUCCAUUUUCAUGCAUGCCGACGCCGCAGAUUACUGUUUGAUGGCUUUUGGUUUGCUCGGAGCCAUCUGUGCUGGGCUUUAUAGGCCGACUCUUUUGUUUGUGGUCAACAAGAUUAUGAACAAUAUCGGCAGUGCCUCCACUUCCGGUGAUGCCUUCUCCCAUAAAAUCAAUCAGAAUGCCCUGAUACUGCUGUACAUUGCUUGUGGGUCAUGGGUGCCUUUUUUCCUUGAGGGUUAUUGCUGGUCAAGAACUGCCGAGAGACAAGCUAAAAGGAUGAGAAGUAGAUAUAUGAAAGCACUGUUGAGGCAGGACGUGGAGUAUUUUGAUUUGCAUGUGACCGGCACAGCAGAGGCCAUCAGUAGCGUCUCCGAGGAUAGUCUCGUGAUUCAAGACGUUAUUAGCGAAAAGGUCCCAAACUUGUUGAUAAACGCUGCAUCUUUUGUAGGGUGCUACAUAGUAGCUUUCGCUAUGCUGUGGAGGCUUGCUAUUGUAGGCGUUCCCUUUGUCGUUCUGCUUGUGAUUCCUGGUUUCAUAUAUGGACGUGCACUGAUGAACCUGGCCAGGAAGAUGAAGGAAGAGUACAGCAAGGCUGCCACAAUAGCAGAGCAGGCCAUCUCUUCUAUAAGAACUGUUUACUCCUUCGUGGGAGAGAGAAAAACUCAGUUUGCCUUCUCUGCAGCUCUGCAAGGCCCCUUUAAAUUGGGUCUGCGCCAGGGUGUGGCCAAGGGUUUGGUCAUUGGCGGCAAUGGGGUGGUUCUUGGAAUAUGGGCGUUCAUGUGUUGGUACGGUAGUAGAUUGGUGAUGUAUCAUGGCGCUCAAGGAGGAACCGUUUUUGCUACUGGGGCUGUCAUGGCCAUUGGUGGAUUAUCACUAGGCCCCGGAUUAUCCAACCUUCAGUACUUGUCGGAAGCAUGCACCGCGGGCGAGCGAAUAAUGGAGGUGAUAAAAAGGGUCCCAAAGAUAGAUUCUGACAACAUGGAAGGCCAAACCUUGGAAAACCUGUGUGGGGAAGUGGAAUUCAAGCACGUUCAAUUUGCAUAUCCGUCAUCCCCAGAGAUAACAAUCUUUAAAGAUUUCAGCCUCAAAAUCCCGACGGGCAAAAAGGUGGCGUUGGUGGGUAGCAGCGGGUCGGGAAAGUCCACAGCAGUAGCUUUGCUGCAGAGGUUUUAUGACCCCCUUGGUGGGGAGAUUCUGCUUGAUGGGGUCGCCAUUGAUAAGCUACAACUCAAGUGGCUAAGGUCGCAGAUGGGGUUAGUGAGCCAAGAACCAUCACUUUUUGCCACCACCAUUAAAGAGAACAUACUUUUCGGCAAGGAAGACGCUACCAUGGAAGAAGUAGUUGCUGCAGCCGAAGCUGCUCAUGCUCAUCAUUUUAUUUGUGAGUUGCCUGAUGGAUAUGAUACUCAAGUGGGGGAGAGAGGAGUUCAAAUGUCCGGAGGGCAGAAGCAGAGAAUCGCCAUUGCAAGAGCAGUCAUCAAAGCCCCGCGAAUACUCCUCCUAGACGAGGCAACCAGCGCUCUUGACUCCGAGUCCGAGCGAGUGGUCCAAGAGGCGCUUGACAGCGCUGCCCUUGGCCGCACAACCAUCAUCAUCGCCCACCGCCUGUCCACCAUCCGUAAUGCCGACAUUAUUGCUGUGGUACAGGAUGGUCACAUAGUAGAGACCGGCCCUCAUGACCAACUCAUCCAAAACCCCGCUGGACUCUACACUUCCCUGGUUAGCCUCCAGCAAGCCGAUCAGCCAUGGAAGGUUGCGACAUCCUUAACCCCCGCCACCUCCCUGUAUCUCCAUACCACUAGCAGCAACUCCACUCCCCCCAACUCCCCUUUACACAGCAUGCCCGCAGGAGAAGAAGCUGCCACUGUUACCUCGGACAUUCCAGUGCCGUCGUUCUGGAGACUGCUCGCAAUGAACCGUCCUGAGUGGAAGGAAGCCAGCAUAGGAUGUUUGAGCGCGGUUUUGUCCGGUGCGAUUCAGCCGCUCUACGCAUUCUCCAUGGGAUCAAUGAUAUCCGUAUAUUUCUUACCUGACCAUGAGGAGAUGAAGAAGCAUACCAGAAUUUAUUCUGUGUGUUUUUUUGCAUUGUUUGUGCUCUCGUUGCUGUCAAAUAUCUUCCAACAUUACAGUUUUGCUGCAAUGGGAGAGAAUUUGACAAAGAGAGUAAGAGAGAUGAUGUUCUCCAAGAUUCUUAGUUUUGAAGUGGGGUGGUUCGACCAAGACGACAACUCCACCGGUGCUAUCUGCUUCAGACUUGCCAAAGAUGCGACUGUGGUAAGAUCAUUAGUGGGUGAUCGAAUGUCACUUCUCGUCCAAACCUUUUCAGCUGUGACCAUCUCGGGCACAAUGGGUCUGAUCAUCGCGUGGAGAUUGGCUAUGGUCAUGAUUGCAAUUCAACCCCUCAUGAUUAUCUCAUUCUACACCCGAACGGUGCUACUCAAAAGUAUGUCUGCCAAGGCAAUCAAGGCCCAAGAAGAAAGCGGCAAACUCGCCGCUGAAGCUGUCUCCAACCUUCGCACCAUCACUGCCUUCUCAUCCCAGGCCCGAAUUCUUAAAAUGCUGGAGGUCGCCCAAGAAGGACCCAUACAGGAGAGUACACGCCAGGCCUGGUUCGCAGGAAUAGCUUUAGGAAUCUCCCAAAGUCUCUUGUCAUGUAGUUGGGCUCUUGACUUCUGGUACGGUGGCAAAUUACUCUCCCAAGGGUAUAUUUCAUCAAAAGCAUUCUUACAGACUUUUAUGAUCCUAGUUAGCACAAGUCGUGUCAUUGCGGAUGCAGGAAGCAUGACCAAUGACCUUGCCAAGGGCUUCGAUGCUAUUCGCUCCGUUUUUGCCAUCCUUGACCGCCUCACCCAAAUCCAACCUGAAAACCCAGAUAGCUACCAACCCGAAAAAAUAAGAGGUCAAGUUCAAAUUCAAGAAGUGGACUUCGCUUAUCCAGCUAGGCCCAACGCCUUUAUCUUUAAGGGUUUCUCAAUCGACAUAGAUCCUGGGAAAUCAACUGCAUUGGUAGGAGAGAGUGGGUCAGGCAAAUCAACCAUCAUUGGGUUGAUAGAAAGAUUCUACGAUCCCCUCAAAGGAAUUGUCAAGCUUGAUGGAAAAGAUAUAAGGACCUACCACCUCAGGGUCCUACGGAAACAUAUUGCACUAGUCAGCCAGGAGCCCAUAUUGUUCGCUGGCACCAUAAGAGACAACAUUGCCUAUGGCGCAUCAUCAGAUGAAAUCAACGAAUCAGAGAUCAUCGAGGCUGCAAGGGCAGCCAAUGCUCACGAUUUCAUCGUUGCACUCAAGCAUGGCUAUGAUACAUGGUGUGGUAGUAUAGGGCUACAAUUGUCUGGUGGGCAGAGGCAACGGAUUGCUAUAGCUCGGGCCAUUUUGAAAAACGCAGCAAUAUUGUUACUUGAUGAAGCAACGAGCGCACUAGAUAGCCAAUCAGAGACACUGGUGCAGGAAGCUUUAGAGCGUGUGACAAUGGGACGGACGAGCGUGGUGGUGGCCCACAGGUUGAGUACCAUACAGAAUUGUGAUUUGAUUGCCGUUGUGGAUAAAGGAAACGUGGUGGAGAAGGGGACCCACACAUCCUUGUUGGAAAAAGGCCCUACUGGGACCUACUACUCACUGGUGAACCGACAAAGGGGCCUAAUAUCACCAACAUAG
Vitis riparia (riverbank grape) is the source of this 3678-nucleotide messenger RNA. Its product is annotated as ABC transporter B family member 15-like. Gene Ontology annotation, cellular component: membrane. Gene Ontology annotation, molecular function: ATP hydrolysis activity; ABC-type transporter activity; ATP binding. Gene Ontology annotation, biological process: transmembrane transport. The record is from RefSeq and is a predicted model, not a curated record. Bases 1 to 3678 code for a protein of 1225 amino acids. Lineage: Eukaryota; Viridiplantae; Streptophyta; Magnoliopsida; Vitales; Vitaceae. The transcript is spliced from 5 exons.